UGGCAGGCAGCGGAUCAGUGCACUGCCUCCCAGCUCUCAGCCUGCUCUGUGCCCCUCCCAGCCAUGCGGUCCUCGGUGUCUCGGCACGCGUACUCCACCAAGGGGGGCUUCAGCUCCACCUCCGCCAGCGGAGGGGCCGGGGCCCGUACCCACACCAGCUUCAGCUCGGUGACUCUGUCCCGGAGCAGUGGCGGGGGUGCCCGCUGUAGCCCCAGCAAGGGUGGCUUUGGCAGCCGGAGCCUCCAUGACCUGGGUGGCAGCAGAAGCCUCUGGGUCAGCGCAGCCCGGGGAACCUCCUCGGGCCGGGCUCUGGGAAGCCUUGGCCUUGGCAGCGGGAUCUACGCUGGCCUGGGGGCUGGCAGGCAGAUGUUCGGGCCUGCCUGUCCCCCUGGUGGGAUCCAGGAGGUCACCGUGAACCAGAGCCUGCUGACCCCUCUGCACGUGGAGAUUGACCCUGAGAUCCAGAGAGUGCGCACGCAGGAGAAGGAGCAGAUCAAGACCCUCAACAACAAGUUCGCCUCCUUCAUCGACAAGGUGCGCUUCUUGGAGCAGCAGAAUAAGGUACUGGAGACCAAGUGGGCGCUGCUGCAGGAGCAGGGCCACGGCUCGGGUGUCAGCAGGAACAGCCUGGAGCCCGUCUUUGAGGCCUACGUGGGCAACCUGCGGAGGCAGCUGGACACCCUCCAGGGGGAGCGCGGGAGGCUGGACUCGGAGCUGAGGAACGUGCAGGACCACGUCGAGGACUUCAAGAACAAGUAUGAGGAGGAAAUCAACAGACGCACGGCUGCAGAGAACGAGUUCGUGGUGCUCAAGAAGGAUGUGGAUGCCGCUUACGUGGGGCGAACAGAUCUGCAGGGCAGAGCCAGCACCCUGACCCAGGAGAUGGACUUCCUGCGGCAUGUCUACGACAUGGAGCUGAGCCAAGUGCAGACUCAUGUGUCUGAGACCAACGUGGUGCUGUCCAUGGACAACAACCGCUCCCUGGACCUGGACAGCAUCAUCGCCGAGGUCAAGGCCCAGUAUGAGCUGAUCGCCCAGAGGAGCCGCGCUGAGGCUGAGGCCUGGUACCAGACCAAGUACGAGGAGCUGCAGGUGACGGCUGGGAAACACGGUGACAGCCUGCGGGACACCAAGAACGAGAUUACGGAGCUCACGCGCGUUGUCCAGAGGCUACAGAGUGAGGCGGACGCAGCCAAGAAGCAGUGCCAGCAGCUGCAGGCGGCCAUCGCCGAGGCCGAGCAGCGCGGGGAGGUGGCCCUCAAGGACGCCCAGAAGAAGCUUGGGGAUCUGGACGUGGCCCUGCACCAGGCCAAGGAGGACCUGGCCCGGCUCCUGCGUGACUAUCAGGCCCUUCUGAGCGUGAAGCUGGCGCUGGACGUGGAGAUCGCCACCUACCGCAAGCUGCUGGAGAGCGAGGAGAGCAGGAUGUCCGGAGAAUGCCCCAGCGCGGUCAGCAUCUCGGUGACCGGCAGCUCGACCACCACGUGCGGCGGCGGCAGCAGCGGCGGCGGCUUCUCCCUGGGUGGGGGCGGGGGCGCCAGCAAGGGCGGGGCCAGCACGAGCCUGGGCUACGGCACCGUCAAGGGAGGGGCCGUCUCUGGGGGCUCCUCCAUCCUGCGCAAGACCACCACGGUGAAGACGAAGACGGGCAGCUGGAGGUACUAGCCCAGCGCAGGCUGCGACCCAGCUCCUCCCAUCUCGGCUGCACCGCCACCUCCACCCCACUUCCCCUGACCUCUUAGGAGCAGGAGCAGCGCCCCCCCGGGGGUGGGUGGGGGCGACGAAUCGGCCCAGGCUUGCUGCUGGGGUCCGCGAUAGGAUGGGACAUCUCCAGCACCAGCUGGAUCUGUGGGGGUUGUCUCUCUAGGGGCUGAAUUUCCCAGGCCAUGGCGCAGCCCCCAGCUCCUGUGUCUGCUUUGAGGUCAGGGUGGGUGGGGGAGGAGGGCGUGGUCCCCAAAGAACCCCCCCCCCCCACCGCCCCAUCUGCCCACACCCCUGUGCCCUCUCUUUGCCUGCCAGCCGCCUAAUAAAGAGCGUGGACACUG
Messenger RNA from Oryctolagus cuniculus (rabbit), 2045 nucleotides. It is a transcript of the gene KRT79, whose product is annotated as keratin 79. NCBI's taxonomy places the organism in Eukaryota, Metazoa, Chordata, Mammalia, Lagomorpha, Leporidae. Gene Ontology annotation, biological process: intermediate filament organization; keratinization. Gene Ontology annotation, cellular component: keratin filament. Gene Ontology annotation, molecular function: structural constituent of skin epidermis. The record is from RefSeq and is a predicted model, not a curated record.